UUCCCCUUCAUCUCUGCUUCAUUGUUACUCCUCAUUCUCUCUACCCCUACCUUCUCUACUACAAUUCAUCCCUUUACAGAUCUCUGUAUCGCCUGAAUCCACUCACAAUUUCCCCCCAAUCAUGGUAAGUUGGCCCUGCGUGACCUCAAGGGUCUGAGCUGAGCAAGCAUGCUGACCGAACCGUUUUUACCAGAGUUCUCCCUUCGAUAUCAGUGCGUACCCUCGAUAAUCUACAUUUCGAAAAUCUGUACAUUGACUGACCCUCCGCUGCGCAGAUGGCGGUGCCUGCGUCGCCAUGGUGGGCAAGGACUGCGUUGCCAUCGCCUGCGAUCUCCGCCUGGGCAUGCAGGCCUUGACCGUCUCCAACAACUUCCCCAAGAUUUUCAACUACGGCCCUUCGACCUUCCUCGGCUUGACGGGUCUGGCGACCGAUGUGGCGACCGUGUCCGACCUUUUCCGCUUCAAAGUGAACAUGUACCGUCUUCGCGAGGAGCGGAACAUCGCGCCCCAGACCCUGGCCAACCUGGUCAGCUCGUCGUUGUACGAGAAGCGUUUCGGUCCUUUCUUCGUCAGCCCCGUCAUUGCCGGCAUCAACAGCACAACGGGCAAGCCCUUCAUCUGCGGGUUCGACAGCAUUGGGUGUAUCGAUUUCGCCAAGGACUUCAUUGUGAGCGGAACCGCAAGUGAUCAACUGUUCGGUACUUGCGAGGGUCUGUGGGAGCCGGACUUGGCUCCGGAGGACCUGUUCGAGACCAUCUCCCAAGCCCUUCUCAGUGCGGUCGACCGUGACGCUCUUUCCGGUUGGGGUGCCCAGGUUUACAUAAUAGAGAAAGAUAAGGUUACCAAGAGACUAUUGAAGGGAAGGCAGGAUUAGACGAGAUAAUUACUUGGAUCAUGAAUUUGUGUUAUUUUCCCCCCUUGCGGCACUUAUGCUCAUUGUUCUGCUCUCUAAUAUGACGCUUCCAUCCAUCCUCCCUCCCCAUCUAGGUGCCAUCAAUAUUGCCGAGGCAAGGCUGAGAGUGUAUGGGGAUCCAGGCAAUGACACGCAUAUCCUAGGUGCUUGCGGUCUAGCCGCGAUCAACUCAUCUUGCAGAAAUUGCGCUACAUGGUAUUGCUCAGGUACCGGCUUCUAGUACCAGAAGAUAGGCGUGUGAUUCGAGCAACUCCCGACUCUGGUGCGUCGGUACUCACUCCCGAGGUCAGCCACUGCUCC
Messenger RNA from Aspergillus brunneoviolaceus CBS 621.78, 1213 nucleotides. It is a transcript of the gene pup3, whose product is annotated as proteasome core particle subunit beta 3. The transcript is spliced from 2 exons. Lineage: Eukaryota; Fungi; Ascomycota; Eurotiomycetes; Eurotiales; Aspergillaceae. The record is from RefSeq and is a predicted model, not a curated record. Gene Ontology annotation, biological process: proteasome-mediated ubiquitin-dependent protein catabolic process. Gene Ontology annotation, cellular component: proteasome core complex; proteasome core complex, beta-subunit complex. The coding region runs from base 296 to 874 and encodes 192 amino acids.